This is a messenger RNA of Toxotes jaculatrix (banded archerfish), 5353 nucleotides long. RefSeq names its product insulin-degrading enzyme (gene ide). Gene Ontology annotation, cellular component: mitochondrion; cytosol; peroxisomal matrix. The transcript has 25 exons. Gene Ontology annotation, molecular function: metalloendopeptidase activity; metal ion binding. Gene Ontology annotation, biological process: peptide catabolic process. The record is from RefSeq and is a predicted model, not a curated record. The coding region runs from base 45 to 3092 and encodes 1015 amino acids. NCBI's taxonomy places the organism in Eukaryota, Metazoa, Chordata, Actinopteri, Toxotidae.
AUGGUGGUGUAAAAUCCACGGUUUGUUUUUCAUGGGUGCAAAGUAUGUUUAAGUGCAUUAAUCGAACGGCCCAGUGUACGAGACAUCUUCAGUCACAAGGUAUCGGUUUCUGUUUUAACCAAGGUUCUAGGCUGGUGUCAUCCUUGCCACUCAGAAUGACCGACUCGGCUGUGAACAGGGUGGUUAGUAACAUAAUUCGCUCUCCCGAGGACAAGCGGGUUUACAGGGGCUUGGAGUUUAGCAAUGGCCUGAAGGCCAUGCUCAUCAGUGACCCAACAACAGACAAAUCAUCCGCUGCUUUGGAUGUUCACAUAGGUUCAUUAUCGGACCCAGGGAAUAUCUCAGGCCUGGCGCACUUUUGUGAGCAUAUGCUAUUCCUGGGAACAAAGAAGUAUCCCAAGGAGAAUGAGUACAGCCAGUUCCUCAGCGAGCAUGCAGGCAGCUCCAAUGCCUUUACCAGUGGAGAGCAUACCAACUACUACUUUGACGUGUCCCAUGAGCACUUGCAAGGAGCACUAGAUAGGUUUGCUCAGUUCUUCCUGUGCCCACUGUUUGAUGAGAGCUGUAAGGACCGGGAGGUGAAUGCUGUGGACUCAGAGCAUGAGAAGAACCUUAUGAAUGACGCCUGGAGGCUGUUUCAGUUGGAGAAGGCCACUGGCAACCCUGACCACCCCUUCAGUAAAUUUGGAACAGGUAACAAAUUGACUCUUGAGACCAGACCAACCAAAGACGGGAUUGACAUCCGUGAAGAGCUCCUGAAAUUUCACUCUACAUAUUACUCAUCUAACCUCAUGGGACUGUGUGUGUUAGGGCGAGAAUCUUUAGAUGAGUUGACCUCCAUGGUGGUUAAGCUGUUUGGAGAAGUGGAGAACAAGAAUGUGCCUGUCCCAGAAUUCCCCGAGCACCCCUUCCAGGAAGAACACCUCAGACAAUUCUACAAAGUGGUGCCUAUCAAAGACAUCAGGAACCUGUAUGUGACGUUCCCCAUCCCCGACCUGCAGAAGUACUAUAAGUCUAACCCAGGACAUUACCUGGGACAUCUGAUUGGCCAUGAAGGACCUGGAAGUUUGUUGUCUGAGCUAAAAUCUAAAGGCUGGGUGAACACACUUGUUGGAGGACAGAAGGAAGGAGCCAGAGGGUUCAUGUUCUUUAUCAUCAAUGUGGACUUGACCGAGGAGGGCCUCUUGCACGUUGAGGACAUCAUCUUCCACAUGUUCCAGUACAUCCAGAAGCUGCGCACUGAGGGGCCUCAGGAGUGGGUGUUUGAGGAGUGCAAGGAUUUAAACAAAGUGGCCUUCAGGUUCAAGGACAAGGAGCGACCCCGUGGCUACACUUCCAAAGUGGCUGGUUUACUACAUUACUACCCUCUUGAAGAGGUUCUUGCAGCAGAGUACCUUUUGGAGGACUUCAGACCAGAUCUGAUCGAGAUGGUGCUGGAUAAGCUGAGACCAGAACAUGUCAGGGUUGCUGUAGUGUCAAAGUCAUUUGAAGGGCAAACAGACCAGACAGAGGAGUGGUACGGCACCCAGUACAAACAGGAGGCCAUCUCUCAAGAGACCAUCGAGAAAUGGGCAAAUGCAGACCUCAAUGGCAAGUUCAAAUUACCCAUGAAAAAUGAGUUCAUCCCCACCAACUUCGAAAUCUACCCUCUUGAGAAAGACCCUCCCUCAGUCCCUGCUUUAAUCAAGGACACUGCCAUGAGCAAGGUGUGGUUCAAGCAGGAUGACAAGUUCUUCCUGCCCAAGGCAUGCCUGAACUUCGAGUUCUUCAGUCGCUACCUAUACGCAGAUCCCCUGCACUGCAACAUGACCUACUUGUUACUCAGGUUACUGAAGGAUGAUUUAAAAGAGUAUACAUAUGCAGCCCGCCUGGCAGGGCUGGUGUAUGGCGUAGCCUCAGGGAUGAAUGCCAUCCUCCUGUCUGUUAAAGGUUACAAUGACAAACAGCACAUCCUGCUGAAGAAGAUCAUUGAGAAAAUGGCCACCUUCGAGAUAGAUGAGAAGCGCUUUGACAUCAUCAAGGAAGCGUACAUGAGGUCUUUGAAUAACUUCAGAGCCGAGCAGCCGCACCAGCACGCCAUGUACUACCUCCGUCUGCUAAUGACUGAGGUUGCUUGGACCAAAGAUGAGCUCAGAGAGGCUCUGGAUGAUGUAACUCUCCCACGCCUCAAGGCCUUCAUACCUCAGCUAUUGUCACGGUUACAUAUUGAAGCCCUUCUCCAUGGAAACAUCACCAAGGAGUCUGCUCUUGGCAUGAUGCAAAUGGUGGAGGACACGCUCAUUGAGCACGCUCACACGAAGCCCCUCCUGCCGAGCCAGCUGAUUCGCUACAGAGAGGUUCAGGUUCCAGACGGUGGCUGGUAUGUUUACCAGCAGAGGAACGAGGUGCACAACAACUGUGGCAUUGAGAUCUACUACCAGACAGACAUGCAGACCACCCACGACAACAUGCUGCUGGAGCUGUUCUGUCAGAUCAUCUCUGAGCCCUGCUUCAACACACUGAGAACCAAAGAACAGCUGGGCUACAUUGUGUUCAGCGGGCCCCGGCGGGCUAAUGGAGUUCAAGGGCUGCGCUUUAUCAUCCAGUCGGAGAAAGCGCCCCACUACCUGGAGAGCCGCGUGGAGGCUUUCCUCUGCACCAUGGAGAAGUCCGUGGAGGAGAUGAGCGAAGAAGCCUUCCAGAAACACAUCCAGGCCCUGGCCAUCCGCCGCCUGGACAAGCCUAAGAAGCUGUCUGCUGAGUGUGCCAAGUACUGGGGAGAGAUCAUCUCUCAGCAGUAUAAUUUUGACAGAGAUAACAUUGAGGUGGUACAUCUGAAGACUCUGACAAAGGAAAACAUCAUGCAGUUCUACAGAGAACGGCUGACAGUCGACGCCCCGAAGAGACACAAGGUGUCCGUACACGUCCUGUCCAGAGAGAUGGACUCCUGUCCAAUAGUGGGAGACUUCCCCGCUCAGAAUGAUGUCAACCUGGCCCCUGCUCCUUCCCUGCCACAGCCCACGUUGGUCCAGGACAUGACGGAGUUCAAGAGGAGCCUGCCUCUGUUCCCCCUGGUCAAGCCUCACAUCAACUUCAUGGCUGCCAAACUGUGAGCGAGGCCGGCGGCUCGACACGCUGCAGCAGCACGGGAGGGGGGGAAGCACCGGGGAGGGGAGGGCCGCGAGGGACCCCGCUCUGUUUUCCCCCCACCUACACCCCUCCCCUCCUCCCGUCAGGAACACUUUCAUCCGACUGAGCCUGCACGAGCGCGUGUGUGUGUGUAUUUGCGUGCGUGUGUGUGUGUGUGUGUGUGUGUGCGUGCACGUGUGGCAGGCUGGAGCCACUAGAGGAGAUGAUUGGAAACAAAAUGCGUGUUGUUUGAAUCACAACGUUUAGCCGUGGUUGUCAACAUAGAUGCGAUAACGAUAGAGGUCACACCAGACUCACCUCGUGUUCACGUCUCUGAGAGGAGAUGCGACGCUCACACGCAUCACAAUACUGAGUAGGCUGUUGUAGAGGAAAUAGAAGCAACCUUUAAAAAAAAAAAGAAAAAAAAAAAGACAAGGGCCAGAUCCCUUUAAAUGAGUUCAAGUAUCCUGAAGCUUUGCGUUAGGAGGCGUUUUAUUUGAAUUAUUCAGACAUGCUGCUUUCAGAAUGGAUUGCGGGUUUAUUGUGAUGAAGUGGGGAGGGGGCUGUAGAGGUGAGCAACAGUAGCUCCAUGAAGGUCUUGUGUUUUCUAUUUUCUUCGUCGGACUGGUAUGUUUGCUGUGUAACUGUCGGAGGCACCGCGACUCUCCCGAAAAAACGUUAUCACAAAAAAUACGCACUCGGCCAAAUGGAACAUUUUAUUCAGAUUGAUGCAUUUCAGAAGAAUAUCUGCCUUAUAAUUACGGUUUUAAUCCUUUCAGCUUUGGAAUUUUCUUUUUUUUUCCCCCCUUUUGCUCUCAAACUGGUAAAAUGUUGGGACCCUUUGAACAGCUGUUUUAAAUUGCUAAUCACAGAGAACCGUGCCCGUGAAAAUAGUUUUUAUUGCAUUUUGCAGUAGUAUGUGAUUCACACAUCUCAGGGGUUACCUCCAUGCUGUUUUUUUUUUUACAUUCAAUUUUAUCAGUGAAUGAUUAAAAUACAAAACACUUUUAUCUGUCAUCCACGGUAGUGCUUUGUUCACUUCACUAACUUCGUUCUCUCUGGCUUACUUUUUUGUAAAACUCAAAGGAAAUACUGGCUGCAGAGACAAACAGCAUUUUAUUUAUUUAUUUUACUCCCCCCCCCCCCCCAUUCUGUUUUGCUCUGUGGAAACUGUGUCUGCAUGUGAGACGUCCUGCAGCUCGUGCAUCAGUUACUCUGUAACUGGCUGCACUGAAGCUGCUCCUGGUUUGAUCCGGGGACAUAAUCCUGCAGGAUCUGACCCCUCCCCUUCUUUUUAAAUUUUUUUUUUUUUUUUUUUUAAAGUCUUUUUCUCUUACAUGUUGAUGUCUAAAUGGGGGCUAGAGAAAAGCUCCGGUCUGGAUUUCUUUCUGAAUAUAUGCACUUCUCUCUCUCAAAGCAAUAAACGUAACGAUGUGGAGAUGCAGCUCCGGCAGCUGGAUCCACACUGGAUCCCAGGCUCCAGGCCCAAAGGGGCCGUGUCCGUUCUGACUGGCCGGUGGUGUGUUGGAUAGCGAUGUCAGUGAACGAGCAUGACCUGCUCUCAGGUGCUAACCCAGAUUUACCCCCCCCCCCCCCCCCCCCCCUCAUCAUACCUGCUCUCAGGUCUACGUCAUCGCUCACGCUCACCCCAUGCUGCACAGAUACGAAGAGUGAUUUCAGGUUAGAAAGGUGUAGGAGGAGGGGAGGGGUGGCUGUACCUGUAUGAUUGUGCUGUAUCCAAAGCUUCUUCAAUGUUUUCCAGCAUUUUACUCUGUCAAAUCAAAACCCUGUCAGUUUUUUUUUUUUUUUUAAUUUACGAACCACAGCCCCUUCCAUCAUAAACUGCUAGUGUUAAAAGGCUCUAUGCCCGUGUGGUUAAAACCCAAAGACAACCAGCAGCAGCCUUAGGUAGUCCACCACUCCCACAGGCAGUAGCUCGACAGCAUCUGGGGGCAGCGACCAAGCCGCUUUCACGCAGUGUUCAGAAGAAACUAGCAACAUUACAUAUCAGGCUUUGACGGGCCGUGCACUGUUUACCCUGUGAAGUACCCAGUGAUUGGUUUACAUUUAGAAAAUCCCAAGCUUUUUAUUUUAUUUUUCCUUUCUUCGAGUCCUGACUGUCUUUGGCAACCCGGGGCUGUGAGUGGUCGGGUUCAUGGGCCGAUGAUACCAGAGUGCUGACGUUUGGAGGUCUCUCUUUGUCUCCUGUGUGUUUCUAAUGAAUAAACCGUUGAGUGGAAGCAGG